CCUUAUCAUUUGAAAGUAAUCUAACGUGCAAACAGACCUUCCAAAAGUUAGAUGAAUUCUGAGGAGAUUUUAAAAUAGAAAGCUUGGAGAUCAAUCAUGGAUCAUAAGACUGAAGAGAAAAGAAAGCAGCAUCAUAGCUUGACUUUACUGGAACAAGUAAAAAGAAUGAAAGAAUCAGCAGAGAUAAUUGAUGUUGUUCUAGUUGCAGAAGGUGAGAAAUUCCCUUGCCAUAAGGUCGUACUGGCUGCAUUCAGUCCGUAUUUCAAAGCCAUGUUUACCUGUGGCUUGGUUGAAUGCACCCAAAGAGAAGUAGUACUGUAUGACAUCUCUGCAGAGAGUGUGUCUGUAAUACUCAAUUACAUGUACAGUGCAGAUUUGCACCUCACUAAUCAGAAUGUGCAGACUGUUGCUGUUGCUGCGUAUUUCAUGCAGAUGGAAGACGUCUUCAAUAUAUGUCAGAAGUACAUGAUGGACCAUAUGGAUGCUUCCAACUGUGUGGGGAUUUACUACUUUGCAAAGCAUAUUGGAGCAGAAGAUUUAUCUGAUCAAGCAGGGAAAUACUUAUAUCAGCAUUUUGCUGAGGUGAGCUUACAAGAAGAGAUAUUAGAGAUUGAAGUCCAGCAGCUAUUAACUCUUAUAAAAUCAGAUGAUCUGAAUGUUUCCAGGGAGGAGAGCAUUCUGGACCUUGUCAUUAGAUGGGUUAAUCACAACAGAAAGUCACGUGUGGUACACCUUAUUGAGCUCCUGAAGCAAGUGAGACUGGUACUUGUCAGCCCUUCUUUUUUAGUGGAAGCCCGGAAAAGGAACACAAUGAUCCUGUGCAAUUCAGAAUGCAAUGAUAUGUUUGAGGAAGCAUUAGAAACCAUCAAAAUAUCCAGACACCCUUCUCUCAGUCUGCGAUACGGCAUGGAGACUACUGAUCUUUUACUCUGCAUCGGCAACAAUUCUCUGGGCAUUAGAUCAAGACAUGGUAGCUAUGCAGAUGCCAGUUUCUGUUAUGCUCCUGCAACACAAAAGACUUACUUCAUUUCCUCUCCAAAGUAUGGAGAGGGUUUAGGUUGUGUUUGCACUGGUGUUGUCACUGAGAAUAAUGAUAUUAUUGUGGCAGGAGAAGCAAGCGCCUUCAAAAUGUCUAGACAAAAGAUGAGGAACAUCGAAAUUUAUAGAUACCACCAGCAAGGAAACCAGUGUUGGCACAGUCUGUGCACCACUCAGUUCCGUGAACUCUAUGCACUGGGCACUAUCCAUAAUGAUCUCUAUGUAAUAGGAGGGCAAAUGAAAAUGAAAAAUCAGUAUCUGGUCACAAACUGUGUGGAGAAGUAUUCCAUGGAGCAAGAUACCUGGAGAAGCAUAGCACCUCUUCCCUUGCCAUUAGCCUGCCAUAUGGUGGUAACAGUGAAGAAUAAACUCUACGUGAUGGGUGGCUGGACACCACAGAUGGAUCUGCCUGACGAUGAGCUGGAUCGAUUAAGUAACAGAAUGUUUCGGUAUGACCCAGGCCAAGACAAAUGGACAGAGCGCGCACCGAUGAAGUACUCCAAAUACCGCUUCAGCACAGCUGUAGUCAACAGUGAGAUUUAUGUCUUGGGAGGAAUUGGGUGCCUCGGUCGUGACAGGGGACAGACACGGAAAUGUCUUGAUGCAGUGGAGAUUUAUAAUCCUGAUGGAGACUUUUGGAGGGAUGGGCCUGCUAUGCCUUCUCCUCUCCUCUCCUUGCGAACAAACUCUACAAGCGCAGGCUCUGUGGAAGGGAAGCUGUACCUCUGUGGAGGAUUUCAUGGAGCAGCUCGUCACGAAGUUAUUACCAAAGAGAUCCUCGAGCUGGAUACAUGGGAGAACCAGUGGAAUGUGGUGGCCAUCAAUGUCCUCAUGCACGACAGCUAUGAUGUCUGCCUUGUUGCUAGGCUGAACCCACGAGACCUUAUCCCUCCUCCACCGGAUUUAGUGGACCAAUAGAAGUGCAGUGACUCCCAGCACUUCCAGAUUCUGCAGAAACUGAAGAAUUUGGAGAAACGUGCUGAACUGACUCAGGAUGAUAGCUGAGUCCCAUGGAGACAGGCCUGCAACAUGUGCUUAAGGACAGAAUUGCCUUUGAACUGCAUUUCUCAGACAAUGCUUAAUUUGCCAGUACAGGUACUCUAGAUUUCUGUGCUUGAAAAGUCAAGGUUCCCCAACCUUUGUGUUUAGCCAAGGUGCACUGUCUCUUACAGUCUUCUAUUCUGCUCUGCGUACUUAGUGUUUGGUGCAGUUUGGGCUUUGGGAACCUCUGCCUCACAGGCACGGUGGCAGCCCAGCACUCAUUCCACAGUGCAACAGCACAGAUGAAAGCUAGCUCUAGCCAGAGAAAUUCUUCCUUUGCUGCACAUCCCACUGAGUUCUACCAAACUACCAAGGGCGCUAAAAGGCCCCUGAAGUCAACUGAUGAAAACUGGUCCAUUUGUCCCAGAGGGAUAUACUGUAGCUGGCUGAUGCAGGAGCAGAGGGAAAGCAGAGAAGAGACAAAAGGAGGGCUUUGUCUUUUUUUUAAUUAUUUUUUUAAGCAGUCCUGUUCAGUAGCCAAGCACACCAGCUACUGAAAGCAGUAUCUAACUCAUGGACAGGACAGUCAGAGACCCUUUCUCUGAUGGCAGAGCUGAGCCUGAACUAAUAGAAAACAUACCAAGUCUUCCAGGAGGCUUGGUAAAUCCUCUGUACCAAAGAAAAGAAGAAUUCUAAGCUUUUGCAUAGAUCCUACAACCAGAACCUACAAGCUCAGUUAAAAAAUCCUCUCCCUUUGAAAGAGAGAUGGAGA
This is a messenger RNA of Dromaius novaehollandiae (emu), 2791 nucleotides long. It is a transcript of the gene KBTBD12, whose product is annotated as kelch repeat and BTB domain containing 12. The record is from RefSeq and is a predicted model, not a curated record. Gene Ontology annotation, molecular function: protein binding. NCBI's taxonomy places the organism in Eukaryota, Metazoa, Chordata, Aves, Casuariiformes, Dromaiidae. The transcript is spliced from 5 exons. The coding region runs from base 97 to 1956 and encodes 619 amino acids.